Messenger RNA from Lactuca saligna, 690 nucleotides. NCBI's taxonomy places the organism in Eukaryota, Viridiplantae, Streptophyta, Magnoliopsida, Asterales, Asteraceae. The record is from the annotation of a GenBank genome assembly.
AUGGCCCUGCAUGGUUGCUAUCGGGGGAAGCUUUGCCACCGGGAGGUUGAUAUUGUGAAGGCUCUCCCCCUCCUGUAUUUGAAAAACAUAUGUAGGAUCUCGUUGGAUUUGUUCUCAGCAGAAGGGGGAAAUUAUGGUUCUAGCGGACCGACCUUACCUUCCCAACCGGUUGUCGGGGUCAUUUCCCUAGCUCAUUUUUCGGCUUCUGCUUUUGCCGAUAUGCUUGAGGGGAUGCAAGCAAAAAAAGGUACCACCCCUAUCCAUAAAAAACAAAGUUUGCACGUGGUGCUGUCGUCGGACGAAGAGACUAAAUCCGAUGACGCGGGCCUCCGCCCUUUGUUUGUGCCUGGGCAGAAAGAGUUGGUGGUGGUGCCUAGUUCUUCAAAGGCAUCACCUUCAUUGUUUACUGGCUCGCUGUCAGUUGAUCCUGGUUCUAGUUCCAUGCUUGGGGGUGCAGUGGGUAUGUUAGGGGAUUCUUCCCCAUCAGACAAUCCUUCCAUGGGUGACAAAGUGAAAAAUGUGUCUCACCCCUUGGCUUUCGAAGUUUAUGCUCCAAGCUGGGCGGUUACUAAGGAUUUCUUACUGUCAGAAGGCAUCAUCGCCCAGGAGUGGAGUAGUUAUGCUCAUCCACCGGCCACAAUGAAGUUUCUUGCGGCCCAAUCGGGUGCUCGUAUGGCUGAUGACUUUUGA